AUGACAGGCUGUAACAAUGGCUCUACAACGCGCCUGCACUCCUCCCACUCAUUAUCCGCACUGGCAGUUAAGCCCAAAAGCCCCGCCUUUAACAGGUCAGGUGACUUCUCGUGCCAGCUGCUGAUGUGCUUUCUGCUGUCCAUCACUGACAACAGGCAUUCUGACACUGAUUCUGACACUGACCCUGAUUCUGACACUGACUCUGACAUUGUCUCUGAUUCUGACACUGACCCUGAUUCUGACACUGAUUCUGACACUGACCCUGAUUCUGACCCUGAUUCUGACACUGACUCUGAUUCUGAGUCUGACUCUGAUACUGACUCUGACACUGACUUUGAUUCUGACACUGACUCUGAUUCUGAUUCUGAUACUGACUCUGACACUGACUCUGAUUCUGACACUGACUCUGACUCUGAUUCUGACUCUGAUACUGACUCUGAUUCUGACACUGAUUCUGACAUUGACUCUGGCCCUGAUGCUAUCUCUGAUUCUGACACUGACUCUGAUUCUGACUCUGACCCUGAUUCUGACACUGAUUCUGACACUGACUCUGACACUGACCCUGAUUCUGACACUGACUCUGAUUCUGACACUGACUCUGACUCUGACACUGUCUCUGAUUCUUAUACUGAUUCUGACUCUGAUUCUGACACUGAUUCUGAUACUGACUCUGAUUCUGACUCUGACUCUGAUUUUAUGAUUUAUGAUAUACAGUCGGCAGUUUAGGCACUUCAGUUCUUUUUAUCAUUUUUUUUUACUUCUGCAUUGUUCAUUUCUGUGCCGUUGCUGUUUCUCAUGUUUCUUUUUUAGAUUGACUCACCUGUUAGUACUGAAAUAUGUACUGUGUUAAACAGGCAUGUGUAGUGGGUCUCUGCUCGAGUUCAGUCGACGCGGGAGGUUUGAGUUAGUGCUAAAAGUUUUUUCAGCAGCACAUCUACAAAGCUGGUUGAACAAAUCUUUUAGAUUAACACACUCGGUACUCUAAGCUCAAAAAGAUACAUUUGCAUCACUAAACAUUCAGAGAUCUGGAUAAUAAAGCGUCCACCCACAGGAUCGUGAAAAGCCGUUCUCUCUGCCAGGACAAAUAAUGCAGUAUCAUAUAUUACCAGGAAUUGUGGCUUUAUCAUUAAAGAAUUGGUAUUCCCUUCAUUCUAGGCCUAACAAAACAAAAGUACAAAUCAACACAACAGCGUGCUCCACCAAAUCAAGCCUCAUAAAACACACUCCACUGUCAUAUUCG
Messenger RNA from Pangasianodon hypophthalmus (striped catfish), 1240 nucleotides. Its product is annotated as clumping factor A-like. The record is from RefSeq and is a predicted model, not a curated record. The transcript is spliced from 2 exons. Lineage: Eukaryota; Metazoa; Chordata; Actinopteri; Siluriformes; Pangasiidae. Bases 1 to 726 code for a protein of 241 amino acids.